CAGGUUGAAGGUUUAGAACAGAUGUGGAAAGAUGUUCACUUCAGAACAAGGAGUUGUGGAGGAAUGGCUGUCAGAGUUUAAGACACUACCAGAAGCAUCUUUACCAAAUUAUGCCACAAAUUUGAAAGAUAAGAGUACUUUGGUUUCAUCUCUAUAUAAAGUUAUCCAGGAGCCGCAAAGCGAGUUGCUAGAGCCUGUCUGUCACCAGCUUUUUGAAUUCUAUCGCAGUGGAGAGGAACGGUUGCUUCGGUUUACACUGCAGUUUCUCCCUGAGCUGAUUUGGUGCUACCUUGCAGUCUCAGCCAGCAGAAAUGUGCACUCCAGUGGAUGCAUUGAAGCUCUUCUUCUAGGGAUUUACAAUUUGGAAAUAGUUGACAAAGAGGGACAUAGCAAAGUAUUGAGUUUUACGAUUCCAUCUUUAUCCAAACCAUCUGUAUACCAUGAACCCUCCAGCAUUGGCUCCAUGGCUCUUACGGAGAGUGCACUAUCCCAGCAUGGCUUGUCAAGAGUUGUGUACAGUGGCCCUCAUCCUCAACGGGAGAUGCUCACAGCCCAGAAUAGGUUUGAAGUGUUGACAUUCCUUUUGUUGUGUUACAAUGCAGCUUUAACCUACAUGCCCAGUGUUUCUCUUCAAUCACUGUGUCAGAUUUGUUCAAGAAUCUGUGUUUGUGGAUAUCCUCGACAACAUGUAAGAAAAUACAAAGGUAUAAAUAGCAGGAUACCAGUUUCUUCAGAAUUCAUGGUGCAAAUGUUAACAGGGAUUUAUUUUGCCUUUUAUAAUGGAGAAUGGGAUCUAGCUCAAAAAGCAUUGGAUGAUAAUAUAUAUAGAGCCCAGCUGGAGUUAUAUCCAGAGCCACUGCUGGUUGCUAAUGCAAUAAAGGCUUCAUUGCCUCAUGGUGCCAUGAAAUCUAGUAAAGAGGGCACAAGGUGUAUUCAAGUUGAAAUUACACCGACUUCCUCUAGAAUAUCAAGAAAUGCAGUAACCAGCAUGUCUAUAAGAGGUCAUAGGUGGAAAAGACACGGAAAUGCAGAUUUAACAGGUCAAGAAGAACUGAUGGACAUAUCUGAAGUUGACGAGGGAUUUUAUUCCCGGGCUGCGUCUAGUACCAGCCAGUCGGGUUUAUCAAACAGUAGUCAAAAUUCUAGUAACAAAACAAGUGUAGGAAAGAACCAGAGGCGGUCAGGAGGAAGCAAGAGUGGAGGCAAAGAAAAAGAGACUGCAGGGGAAUCUUGCAAAGAUCACUUUGCUCGAAAACAAACUCAGAGAGCCCAAAGUGAGAAUCUGGAGCUUCUCUCUUUGAAGAGACUUACUUUAACAACCAGUCAAUCCCUGCCCAAGCCUAGCAGCCAUGGUUUGGCCAAGACCGCCACUACUGUGUUUAGUAAAUCCUUUGAACAAGUCAGUGGUACCAUAGCCCCACAUAACCCAUCACCUGCUGUUGGUUGUGGGGCUGGGACAGAUGCCAAUAGGUUUUCUGCCUGUAGUCUCCAAGAAGAAAAACUUAUUUACAUUUCUGAAAGAACUGAACUUCCGAUGAAGCAUCCGUCAAGCCAGCAGAGACCACCUAGUAUUAGCAUUACUCUGUCAACAGAUUAAUAUCACUAAUCCAGGAAUCUGGAAAUACCGCUUUGCUUCUGUAUGAAAGUGCCCUAGGUCUUUCACCCCUGUUCCUGAGAGGAACUCUGAUGUCUUAAAUUCUGAAGGCUACCUUGAAUUUAUGAUGGGAAUAAUGUCUAGUUUGCAGUAUGUUGGUACAGCGUUUUGUUAUUUCUUGGUUAUAUUUUUUCCCUUGAUCGGAGUCUUUUUUUCUAAUUAUUUUAUGUUGCCCUGAGAUUGCCAGUAUGCCAAUAAAUUUGGCAAAUUGUCCGAUC
This is a messenger RNA of Chrysochloris asiatica (Cape golden mole), 1872 nucleotides long. RefSeq names its product family with sequence similarity 126, member A (gene HYCC1). Lineage: Eukaryota; Metazoa; Chordata; Mammalia; Afrosoricida; Chrysochloridae. Gene Ontology annotation, biological process: protein localization to plasma membrane; phosphatidylinositol phosphate biosynthetic process. The transcript has 10 exons. Gene Ontology annotation, cellular component: plasma membrane. The record is from RefSeq and is a predicted model, not a curated record. The coding region runs from base 32 to 1597 and encodes 521 amino acids.